CUCCAAAGAGGAUAGAGAGUGAGCUACACGAGGUCAUGUCGUCCCUGGAAGCGCGGGUCCAUGGUUCGUCGAGCCCGCAGCGGGCGCUCUCUGCUGAACUGGAGAGCCUGGAGGCCCGCAUCCGUGCCCGGCGCGCCCGGCAUGAGCAACAGCGCGAGUUGUGGAACCUCUCGCUCCGUGAGUACGCCCGCGCCUCGUCGGCGCUACCUCCUGCACGGAGUGUUGGUCGUGGCGGUACAGAGUUCCGCUCCCGACCAGCAAGCUCGCUUCCGCCUCCCGCCCUCCGCGCCGGCGCGGAACGUGGCACGGUGCGGGAAGAGGCGCCGCCGGCCGUGACGGCCUCUGUCCCACCUCCAGAGGCGGCAAUGUGCAUUGGCCGGCCAGUCGGGCCUGGAACGGUCGCUCUUUCACCGCCGCCGGUGGCGCUGGCGGAUGCGAGUGGCUCGCAGACGCGGGUGGCGGCAGUGAUGGCGGCACGGCGGGCGGCGCGCGAGGCUGCUGCGGCCGCAGCGCGCUCGUCAGUCGAGCCCGAGCCCGAGUCGGAGCCUCUGAUCGAGCCAGCGAUGGCGCCUGUGCGGCAAGCACCUCAAAUGGCGCCAGCGUCACCGAUCGCCGCAGUUCCGAGCUCGCCGGGUAUGUGGCGAGUCGAGACGGAACGAGGCGGGCAACGCCCGCGGUCGCAGUCGCCCGGUGGUGAUGCCGAGGCUCUGGUCGAGACCAGCAUGCGGAUGGCUGCAUUACGUGCACAAUCGUCGUCACCCAGUGGCGGACAGGGCUCGGAUGGGGCGCCUGGUGGCGUGGGCACACCUGGAGGCUUUGAGGCUGAGGCAACGCGAUGGUCUAAUCGGACCGGUGCGUACGUGACGACGCCACAUACCCGAGUUGUGGGAGUCACGCCCGACGUGGUGCUUGCAGCAGAGUUGCCGAACGAGCCUGGAGCGAGUUCAGCGCUGCGACCAAACGAUGUGCACAUGUUUGUGGCGUUCAAGGCGACGGUGCACGAGAUGACGCGAGCGGUGCCGCCCAGGUACGAGCGGGUAGCGUGGAAGACCAAGGCAUCGGGCAAGCAUCUAGUGCUGCGCCGCGGAUGGCCGCGGCAGCUUGUACUUCACAUUGCAGAGCGAGGCAUGGGCUCCGACGCGGUGUUUGUCUCGGACGUGCUUGCUGUGUACAUCUCGACGUCGCCGGUAGCGCACUCGGGCGCGCCGCUACCGAUUGUCAAGAGCGAGCCGUCGCCGGAUGGGCGGUACCUCCGCGUCCAUGCCGACUGGCCGCCGGCACUCGACGCAGAGCUUGGACUCGACGAGUUGAGCAGCAAAGGCGAGCGCAAGAUGCUUUUUGCCUUUGUCCACCUCUCGCUCGGGCCGGCGGUCGGCGAAGUGCUCGAGCUGGAGACACCAUUGGUGGCCAAGGUCUACGCGCAGAGCUCCAAGCGAGUCAAGUACAACUGGAAAAAGCCGGCGAGCUACGUGGUGGACCCGUAUGACCGGAUGAUUGCAUCGGAGCAAGUGACGCUCCAGCGAUAUGUUGUGAGCGUGGCGUUUGAUGACGGCUCACCCGAGGGCGGGCGCAUCCGGGCAGUUGCAUGGGACGAGAGCUAGCUAGCCACGCGCGGGGAAGCCGACGUGCAGGGGUAAAGACUCUGACAUUGGUAGA
Thecamonas trahens ATCC 50062 is the source of this 1656-nucleotide messenger RNA. RefSeq lists its product as uncharacterized. Bases 36 to 1601 code for a protein of 521 amino acids. Lineage: Eukaryota; Apusomonadida; Apusomonadidae. The transcript has a single exon. The record is from RefSeq and is a predicted model, not a curated record.